Molecule: messenger RNA, 2960 nt
Organism: Bombus huntii
Lineage: Eukaryota; Metazoa; Arthropoda; Insecta; Hymenoptera; Apidae
Gene: Osi23
Exons: 4
Coding region: 1018-1785 (255 amino acids)
Source: RefSeq, a predicted model, not a curated record
GUAAUUUCUCGAAGAAUAUAAAUUUAUAGUUAGUAAUUUUCGUAUCGAAGCAUUAAUUUCCGGACUGGAAAAGUAACGUACAUCAAAAGAAGCACCGUUUGAGAAGAAAAGAAAAUUGCAGCCAUAGUGUUUCUUGCAGUCUCAUAAUAAUGUAAAGUAAAAUAUUAUUGCAUGAUAUUAACAUAAGCUUCCAUUUAAAUAAAACAAAUGAAAUUUUACAAGUAACAUUUAUAGAUUGUCAAUAAUCACUGUUUUAUUUGAUAAAAGAUUAUGAAAUUAUACAGAAAUGUAAUCUAUACCCUGCAAUUUGUACUUUGUCAGUUUACUAAUAUUAUUAGUUGGUAUCUUGUUAUACAAGAAGGUUUAGAUAUUUUUUAAAUAUUACCUCACAGUUAGCAAAUUCUAGAUGUCAUAUAAUUUAAUUUUUCUUGGUUUUUAAUUCCUUUUAUCUCAAUAGAAUACAGUACUCGUAAUGUCUCAUUAAAUCAUGUAAUAAAAUAAUCUGAUUAAAAGAGAUAAAUUAUAUUUAGAAAUAUUAAUAUUUCAGUAUACUUAUUUAUGCUAUACUUCUUUAAAUUUUGUUCUUAUUAAUGUAGUAUCUUAUUGCCAUCUUAAACAAUUUCAUUCUUUUAGAUCUCGUGAUUGAAUAUAUUAUCAUAAUCUUUUGUUUUUAUUGUAAGCAUGUUAUAACCACUUUAAAAAGUUUCGUGUUUUUAUGUAUUAUUUAUAUUCAAUUAUCAGAAUGUCACUGAUCAGUUGAAAGAGCAAUUCAGGGUCUGAGUCAUGCAACUCUAUAAGAGUUUGUUGAUAAUUACAGACCAAGGUUGCUGGAGCAUAAAAGGUGCCGCCUUUUAACCGUUGCCUUGUUGCCCUUCGAUGAAUCGCAAUGACCACCUGGCCGGUGUCCUAGCCUAUUUCCUGCAUGUAUAAAUUUUCAUAUAGCCACGAUCGAACGUUUACAGUGUAUCGCGACCGAUUUGGAGAACAUUAUCUCCAGUGGUGUGCUCGUGUUUCGAGAUGCACCCGCGUGCAUUCUACGUGUUCGUACUUGUCAUCCUUGUGACCGAUGGCGCUAGUUGCGACGACAAUACGAAGUGGUACACAGGCCUACGUACCGUGCUUCAGAAUUGUCCAUUGGAAUCCUGGAACAAUUCAGGGCAAGAUGAGUUUUUAGAGAAGUUUCGAAAAUGCGUGCAGGAACAUGCACUGGCUGCUUUGGAUGCACUUCUAGUUGAUGAUAUUAUACCAGUUUUCGAGGGGCUGGAUUUAGUAAGGUUCCACGAGGACAAGAAUUUUACGGACAAUUAUAGAGAAAGUGAGAUAGGGGAUGAUACCAAUUGGACAGCCGUUAUCGUGAAGCGAUUGUUACGAGUUUUACGCACUCAUGUGUUCAAAGUCGACGUGGAUUAUCUGACCAAUAAAAUUAUUUCCCUCUUUAAUAAUGAAGCAACCGAUGUAGAUAGCUACAAAUUCGAAGGCCGCAGGCGUCGCCACCGUCGUAGACAUAACCACAUGGUGCCGCUGAUGAUGAUGGGCUUCCUGCUGAUGGGUUCGAUCUUGAUACCCAUGGGUUUCCAGUUCCUCGCGGUUCUCGGUGGCAAGGCGUUGCUCUUGGCCAAAAUGGCCUUGAUACUGUCUAGUAUCCAGGGUCUAAAAAAAAUAGCAACAAAUGGCGUUAAUUAUGGACUGUAUCACGCCCACCCUGUGGCAGGGGGUUGGCACGAUAGAAGCCAUAUAGAGCCUCCAAAUUUAGACUUACCUUUUCCAUCGCCGCUUCAUCCCUAAUUAGAUCAUACAUUUUCAUUGUUGUUUGGAUUUUUCAUUGAUUCUACCUUGUGAAUGAUAAAAUGUCUUUGUAUCAACUGUUUGAAUGGUUCCUCUUAUGUAUGAGGUAAAUUGUAUGGAGCUUGGUAGACAAUCUCUGGAAUGGUAUCUAAAAGACAUGACCAUUCCUAUUUCUCGUUGCAUUUAUUGUCGUGGUUAUUGUUAUAAUGUUGAGGUUAACAAUAAGCGAUCUUGAAAGCACUUUUGAUCACGAGGUUUUAGAUUGUAUGUAGUUUGUUGAGAAGUACCUAGAUAGCUACUCAAGGUUACUGAAGAAGACUACCCCCGUCAAAUAUAUUCUUACGGUUGUUGAAUAAACUCGAACUUAAUUUUGGUUAUUAAAAUUUUUUUUAAAUCUUUUAAUUAUUAUAUGAUAAUACAAAAUAAUUUAUAAAACUAGUAUAAAUUGUUUACUCAUUUAUCUUAAUUAUUCAUCUAACAUUAUUCAUGUUUAAUUAAUAAUAUUAGUGAAUUGACAAGUGACUAGUUAUAGAGCAAUUUUGAAUAAAUAAUAUAGCAAAUGAUAGGGCACAAAAUAGUACAAUCAAAUGAUUUUCAAGUUUGUAAAAUUUUCUUUGUUUUACUACCAAACUUUUGCCUAUUAUACAUGUAUACUUAUUGUAAUUGUUUUUAAUAAUUUGUAACUUGUGAUUUGUAAAAUUUCAUUAAUAAUAUUAGUUCACUAAAUUAGGCCUAGAUAAUUAAUCUAAAAAAUUAUAUUGUAUUCUACAAAAAAAAUGUUUUAAAAGAUUACUAAAAUUCAUUUUUAUAAAGUCACUAAAAUUUGCACUUACUAAAUAUGUUGUAACAGUGACAGAUUUUUUAAAAUACUUUCACAAGCAUUUCAAAGGAAGAUAAACGUGUAAAUCAACGCCAAAAUCACUUGGUGGAAUUAAGGGAAUAGGAAGGGCUCUCUGUGGUAUAUUAAACAGCAUUGUUAUUGCUGCAACCAAGUUAAUAUUUAUUGAAAUUGUAAACGAGUUUUUUUUUCCUUUCUCUAUGGAUUGCAUUCCGUUGCAAGUAUUUGUUUAAUUCUAAAAAUAAGUGUAAUUUGUAAGAAUUAGAUUUGAGGAAUAUUCACGCCUUAUAAAGUAAUUAUUAUGACAAAAUAAUUUAAAUAAAACAUGUUAUAGGAA